This is a messenger RNA of Arachis duranensis, 1688 nucleotides long. Its product is annotated as fasciclin-like arabinogalactan protein 2. The transcript has a single exon. Gene Ontology annotation, cellular component: plasma membrane. Lineage: Eukaryota; Viridiplantae; Streptophyta; Magnoliopsida; Fabales; Fabaceae. The record is from RefSeq and is a predicted model, not a curated record. Bases 137 to 1357 code for a protein of 406 amino acids.
GGACCUAAUUAAUGGCAAGCUGGCAAUGCUUGUCAGUACAUAGUCACUCACUCAUCAGUCAUCACUAAUCUUAGCUUCUUUAUUUCUUAUAUACACCACACACCACUUCAAUUCCUGAAUCUUCUUCACUUCCAAAAUGGAGAAGCAAGGAAGAGUGUUCUUCUUCUCCCUCACAGUCACAGUGCUGCUCUUCUCCCUGCUUUCUUCGACGGCCAAUGGCCACAACAUCACACGCAUUCUGGCAUCCCACCCCAGCCUCUCCACAUUCAACCACUACCUCACACUCACACACCUCGCCGCCGAGAUCAACCGCCGCCAGACCAUCACCGUCCUCGCCCUCGACAAUUCCGCCAUGUCCUCCCUCCUCGACAAGCACCUCUCCAUCGGCACCCUCAAGAAUGUCCUCUCCCUCCACGUCCUCGUCGACUACUUCGGCGCCAAGAAGCUCCACCAGAUCACCAACGGCACCACCCUCGUCUCCUCCAUGUUCCAGGCCACUGGCACUGCCGCCGGAACUGCCGGCUACGUCAACAUCACCAACCUCAAGGGCGGUAAAGUAGGCUUCGCCUCCGAAGACAACGACGGACUCCACUCCUUCUACGUCAAGUCCGUCCAAGAAAUCCCCUACAACAUCUCCAUCCUCGAAAUCAGCAGCGCAUUGAGCUCCGCCGAAGCAGAAGCACCCACCGCCGCCCCCAGCCAGAUCAACAUCAUCAACAUCAUGUCCAAGCAAGGUUGCAAGUCAUUCGCAGACUUGCUCAGACCUUCCAAGGCUCUUCCAACUUUUCAGGACAGCGUGGACGGUGGCUUGACCGUGUUCUGCCCCACGGACACCGCCGUCAGCGGUUUCAUGCCCAAGUACAAGAACCUCACGGAUGCGCAGAAGAUAUCGGUGCUGCUGUACCACGGAGUGCCCGUGUACCAGUCGCUGCAGAUGCUGAAGUCAAACAACGGGGUUAUGAACACUUUGGCGACAGAAGGAGCGAACAAGUUCGACUUCACGGUGCAGAAUGACGGCGAAGAUGUGAAGCUUGAGACCAAGGUUGAUACGGCGAGCAUAGUAGGGACACUGAUUGACCAAGAUCCCUUUGUUGCGUACAAGAUCAGCAAGGUUCUGAUGCCGAGGGAACUCUUCAAGGGGAUUCAGGAGGAGGAGAGCGAUGCGCCGGCAGAGUCCCCUAAGGCCUCCAAGAAGGGCAAGAAGAAGAAGGCGUCGCCGGCGGCUGAUGCCCCGGCAGAUGGGCCAGAGUCCGAUUCGGAAGAUCAGAAGGCUGCCGAUGAUAACGCUGCUGACAGCAAUGCUGCCAGAUUCGGCAUGCUGUUUUUCAGUUUAAUUAUUGCAAAUUUGGUUCUAUAGUUAAUUAAUUAAUUAUUAUUUGCAUUUUGCAUAAUGGAGUGUCGGCAGCUUCCAAGCCCCCAUGUCAAUGUGAGAAAGAUUCUUUUCUUUUCCUUUUUUCUUUUUUUAAUUUUAUAUUAUUUGUGAAGGAAAUAAAACAGUGAUACCCACAUGUUUGAGAGGCACUGUCCUUUUCCUUUUCUUUCUUCUUCUUUUUUUUCUUAGGUUUAUAUUUGUUUGUUUUUAUGAUUUUUAUUUAAUUGGUCCUUUUGUGUGUGGGUAGAUCCAGUUUGUGCUAGCUGCCAGCUGGGAUGUAUGAAUAUAAACAUUUACAAAGUUUUUUUUAUUUUAA